Peronospora belbahrii is the source of this 783-nucleotide messenger RNA. The record is from the annotation of a GenBank genome assembly. Lineage: Eukaryota; Oomycota; Peronosporomycetes; Peronosporales; Peronosporaceae.
AUGCGCGGCAUUUUGGUGAUGACCCGUAACCACAAGAAGAAGCGCUCGUUUAUCGCCACGGCGACUAGUGUUAAUGAUCAUGACGCCAUACUCUAUUAUUUGCGUUGGACAUAUGCUCAAUCGACGGGAGCAGCAAGCAGUGCAGUGAAUCAUGUCCGAAGGAGUUCAGAGCUCUCCCAAGCUGACGUACUCGACCCCGUCACCCAAGGCUGCUGUGCUAAACUUCACAUCACAGGCAAGAAGCAAACGGCAUCGUUGACCAUGAGCACGCAACGCGGCAAUAUGAAGAAACGUGCACCAAAGCAUCAGAAUUCAUUUGCAUUUAAACAUAAUCCCAAAUCAAAGAAGACAAAUCGUAUCAUGUCGAUGCCUAUUUACGGUCUCUGUCAAAAAUGUCACGAGCAGAUCGAGUGGCGCAAGAAGUACCGCAAGUACAAACCUCUGACUCAAUCAGGCUCUUGUAAUUUUUGCCAUCAAAAGAACGUAACAUCUGCCUAUCACUCUUCAUGUGACCCUUGUGCGAGGGAUCGAGGUAUAUGUGCCAAAUGCUGUUUAAUGAAAGAAGUUGUUGCAAGUGAGCAAGAAUUGUUAAUGGAACACGAGAAGAAAGAGCGCGAGUUUGGAAAUACAUUGGAAGGAAUGCGUGAACGUGAUCGUCGGGCUUAUUUACGCAAAUUGGAGAAAGAGGCAAUGAUUACCAAUCGUAAAGAAGCAAUGACCACACAGAACGAGAUAGCCGAGUCCUCUAAUGAGAUGCUGUCAUUGGAUAAUGGGUCAAUAUGA